AUGCGUCCAGACGGUCCUCGGGAUCCCGUUACCGGGCUAGACAGUGGCCCAGAGCCUCCGUUUCCGAUCAAGUUAUCCGGGCCGGUGAUCAAAGGGUUUGGGCGGGGAAGCAAAGAGCUGGGAAUCCCCACGGCCAAUAUUCCCCCAGAUGGCUUAUCAGACUAUCCCGAUCUUCAAGUCGGGGUGUACUACGGAGUAGUCGCAUUGGAUCCGUCCAGAUUCACAUCGGAGGCGACGAUUCUUCCAGCUGUGCUGAGUAUCGGAUACAAUCCCUUCUACAAGAACACCACUCGAUCCGUGGAAAUCCAUAUCAUGCCUCCUCUUUCAUCGCCAUCACCGACAGCGAACGGUGAGGCAGGUCAAGUCAAAUUCAACAAAUUGCCCGACUUCUACGGCACCAAGCUUAACCUUUUGAUUCUGGGGUAUAUCCGCCCAGAAUACGACUACGUGUCGCUGGAAGCCUUGGUUGAAGAUAUUCGGAUUGACUGUGAGGUUGCGCGCCAGAGUCUCCUGCGAAAGGCAUAUGUCGGCUACCUUACUGGUCAGGAUUGUUCAGAAGCGGUGCAGGAGCAACGAAAAUGGUUGGCUAGUUUUUAG
This is a messenger RNA of Aspergillus bombycis, 597 nucleotides long. It is a transcript of the gene fmn1, whose product is annotated as riboflavin kinase. Lineage: Eukaryota; Fungi; Ascomycota; Eurotiomycetes; Eurotiales; Aspergillaceae. The transcript is spliced from 3 exons. Bases 1 to 597 code for a protein of 198 amino acids. Gene Ontology annotation, biological process: riboflavin biosynthetic process; FMN biosynthetic process. Gene Ontology annotation, molecular function: riboflavin kinase activity. The record is from RefSeq and is a predicted model, not a curated record. Gene Ontology annotation, cellular component: mitochondrion.